CGCUCGCGCCUCCAUUAAUUCGGCCUCCUCCAAACCGUUCGCGUCUGUACUCUCUCUCUCUCUUCCUCCCCCUCCCCCGCCCCCGCCGUGUGAAGUCGCAAGAAUCUUCUUCGUGGGCUGCCGCCGCCGCUGCGAGUUGCGAUGACGACGGCGACGGCGACGGGGCAGUGGUAGUUAGUACUAUCCAUCCACGCAAGUCAAAAGGGGCUAUAGAUCUCUCCGUAUAUAGCGCAAGCCCCACGGCGGCUGGUUCAUUUUUCCGAGCUAGCUGCUGCCGCGCGAGGGUGUAGGAGUAGGAGGGGGAAAGCGAGAGGCCUCCUGCUAUGCCCAUGGACUACGGGAAGAGGCAGCAGGGCGGGGUGGUGGCGAUCGAGUGCGUGGCGGGCGGGUCGCGCGCGGAGGAGUGGGGCACGGGCUGCGCCGAGACGGUGCAGACCGGCGACGUCGUGGAGGAGCUCCUCAUCGGGGUCGGCGGCCGCGGCGGGCCGGCCGUGCACGCCGCGCCCUUCAAGGGCGGCCGCGCCGCGCUGCAGAAGCUCCUGCACGCCGCCUACAAGCGCGGGGACACGUCCGUGGAGGUGCGCGUGCGGCGCCCCGCGCACGCGCAGCAGGGGCAGCAGCUGGUGCCGGGGGAGGCGGACAGCAGCGGCGAGCUGCUGGGCCCCGGCUCGGACGCGGCGGCCGCCAGGAUGCAGGCCUGCAUCGUGCCGCAGGAGACCGCCGGCGGCGGCGGCGGGAUGGCGAUGGUGGGGCGCAGCCAGAAGUACGUGCUCCGGUCCAUCCGCGACCCCAACUACGCCGUCGGGCUCGUCGACCGCAGCGAGAGCGAGUGCGUCGCCUUCCGAGGGUCGAGGAGCUCUCGGGUGGUGUGCGCGCUGAGCAAGGCGCAACUGCAGGACGGCUACGUGUCCUACCCGUGGGAGAAGAAGAUGAAGGAGGUGCUGCCGGUGCCCAGCGCCAGCAGCUUCCUCUCCCUGCUCGUCCUCCCCACCGCGCUCGACCGCGCCAACUCCCGCUACAACUCCGUCGACGACACGCUGGCCCGCGCCAACGCCUGGUUCCUCGCCUCGCAGGCCGCCGGCGUGCCCAUCGCCUUCCUCAACGUCCAGACCGAGGCCCUCCUCACCAAGAUCUCCGGCGACAUGGCCUCGGCGACGGUCAACUCCGGGUCGCUGGCCGACCUCCCGAACCUCGCCAACGCGAGCCUGUACGGGUUCGAGGACUACCACGGCGUGGACAUCGGCGUGGUGAAGGCGGUGCGCCUCUGGUUCACCGCGGCCGCCGGAGAAAUGCCCGUGGAGAUCACCCUCGAGGAGGGCGACACCAAACUCGGCUUCGCCAUCAGCCGCACCGAAGAGGGUUUCCUCUACAUCUCGUCGGUCAUGGAGGACGACGGCAGCCGGCCGGCGCCGUCGACGCGGUCGGGGCUGCGCGACCUCUACCGGGAGGCGAAGCGCGCGUCCAAGCUGCUGGUCAUCUCCCGGGUGUCGUGCCGCAAGGUGCUGCCGUGGAUGGUGUCCACCUCCGGGGCCAUCCGGUGCUUCGACACCGUGUCGCUGAGCCAGAAGCUGUCCCUGCACCGGCACGCCCUGCGCCCCAUCCUGCUCCACGUCCUCAUGUGGGACUUGGGCACCGACGCGCCGAACCGGCCGCAGGGGGCGCCGUGCCCGACGCCGCAGCCGUCCCCGGCGUUCGCCGAGCUGCUGCGGCAGAACUCCUUCUCGUGGGUCGACCAGCCGCCGCAGGCGGACGACGAGCCCGGGAUGGUCCAGGGGAGGGACACCGCCGGGGACGCCUCCUUCAGGUUCCACAACUUCUCGCUGCCCAACAACUGGGUCUGAAGUCUGAUGAAACGCCUUGACUACGUGCGUGGCCGCUGUGCUGUACAUAUGUACAUCUCGAUUAGCCGGUUUGUGAUGAGAAGAAAGAACGCUUUGCAGUGUCACAGCGUACUGCGCAGAGUGGAGUGGACUAUAAUUUUGACCCCUAAAAUA
Molecule: messenger RNA, 1994 nt
Organism: Aegilops tauschii subsp. strangulata
Lineage: Eukaryota; Viridiplantae; Streptophyta; Magnoliopsida; Poales; Poaceae
Source: RefSeq, a predicted model, not a curated record